CGCGACUGCAGCAGCGCCGGCUCCCUCCCGGUCCCCGCCUCGGCCCCGGGCUUGGAAGCGGCUCGGGGGGCGCCCUUUCGGCCAGCGACGUUGUCGGCCCCCUCCCCAGCCCCAGUCCCUGGAGACCCACGAUCGCCAGCGCCCAGCCAGGGAGCCGGCCGGGAAGCGCGAUGGGGGCCCCCUCCGCCCUGGCCCUGCUCCUGCUCCUCGCCUGCUGCUGGGCGCCCGGCGGGGCCAACCUCUCCCAGGACGAUAGUCAGCCGUGGACAUCCGAUGAAACGGUGGUGGCCGGCGGCACAGUGGUGCUCAAGUGCCAAGUGAAAGAUCACGAGGACUCCUCCUUGCAGUGGUCUAAUCCUGCCCAGCAGACUCUCUACUUUGGGGAGAAGAGAGCCCUUCGAGAUAAUCGGAUUCAGCUGGUGAGCUCCACGCCCCACGAGCUCAGCAUCAGCAUCAGCAACGUGGCCCUGGCAGACGAGGGCGAGUACACCUGCUCCAUCUUCACGAUGCCUGUGCGAACCGCCAAGUCCCUCGUCACUGUGCUGGGAAUCCCACAGAAGCCCAUCAUCACUGGUUACAAAUCAUCAUUACGAGAAAAGGACACAAUGACGCUCAACUGUCACUCUUCUGGGAGCAAACCUGCAGCCCAGCUUACCUGGAGGAAGGGUGACCAAGAACUCCAUGGAGAACCGACCCGAAUACAGGAAGACUCCAAUGGGAAGACCUUCACCGUGAGCAGCUCGGUGACAUUACAGGUUACCCGGGAGGAUGACGGAGCAGACAUUGUGUGCUCAGUGAACCACGAAUCUCUAAAGGGAGCUGACAGAUCCACCUCUCAACAUAUUGAAGUUUUAUACACACCGACUGCAAUGAUCAGGCCGGACCCUCCACAUCCCCGUGAAGGACAGAAGCUGUCGCUGCACUGUGAGGGUCGAGGCAAUCCCGUCCCCCAGAAGUACCUCUGGAUGAAGGAGGGCAGUGACCCGCCCCUGAAGACCACCCAGGAGAGCGCCCUCAUCUUCCCCUUCCUCAACAAGAGUGACAGCGGCAUCUACGGCUGCACUGCCAUCAGCAACAUGGGCAGCUACACGGCCUACUUCACUCUCAAUGUCAACGACCCCAGUCCUGUGCCCUCGUCCAGCAGCACCUACCAUGCCAUCAUCGGCGGGAUCGUGGCGUUCAUCGUCUUCCUGCUGCUCAUCCUGCUCAUCUUCCUCGGACACUACUUGAUCCGGCACAAAGGAACCUACCUGACGCACGAGGCCAAGGGCUCCGACGAUGCCCCAGAUGCGGACACGGCCAUCAUCAACGCAGAAGGCGGGCAGUCAGGAGGGGAUGACAAGAAGGAGUAUUUCAUCUAGGGGCACCUGCUCACCUCCUGCAACCCCCCACCAGGGGCCCCGUGGGGACUGCUGGGGCCGUCACCAACCCGGACUUGUACAGAGCGACCCCAGGGCCGCCCCUCCCGCUUGCUCCCCAGCCCACCCACCCCCCUGUACAGAAUGUCUGCUUUGGGUGCGGUUUUGUACUCGGUUUGGAAUGGGGAGGGAGGAGGGCGGGGGGGAGGGGAGGGUUACCCUCAGCCCUUUCCGUGGCUUCUCUGCGUUUGGGUUUAUUAUUAUUUUUGUAACAAUCCCAAAUCAAAUCCGUCUCCAGGCUGGAGAGGCAGGGCUCCUGGGGUGAGGAAAGCAAAAAACAAAAACAAAAACAAACAAACAAAAAAAAAAGCGCAAAACGAAAAAAAA
Ictidomys tridecemlineatus (thirteen-lined ground squirrel) is the source of this 1745-nucleotide messenger RNA. It is a transcript of the gene Cadm3, whose product is annotated as cell adhesion molecule 3. Gene Ontology annotation, cellular component: presynaptic membrane. Gene Ontology annotation, biological process: homophilic cell-cell adhesion. Lineage: Eukaryota; Metazoa; Chordata; Mammalia; Rodentia; Sciuridae. The record is from RefSeq and is a predicted model, not a curated record.